This is a messenger RNA of Electrophorus electricus (electric eel), 1448 nucleotides long. RefSeq names its product leucine carboxyl methyltransferase 1 (gene lcmt1). Gene Ontology annotation, biological process: C-terminal protein methylation. Gene Ontology annotation, cellular component: cytosol. The record is from RefSeq and is a predicted model, not a curated record. NCBI's taxonomy places the organism in Eukaryota, Metazoa, Chordata, Actinopteri, Gymnotiformes, Gymnotidae. Gene Ontology annotation, molecular function: protein C-terminal leucine carboxyl O-methyltransferase activity.
AUGGGAAGAGUCGUUAGGGGAAGCACGGAGUAAACUUGCACUCUAAAUAUCCACAGUUUAUUUUAAAAAUUAGUACGAUCUGUGUUGAGCUGUGUGAAUAAAUGCAAUUUGUUCUGUUUGGUGGAUGAAAUAAGCUUCGCAUGGGCUAACCCGUCUUGAUUUCGCGAACCGAAACUUUUGUAGUUUUUAGGGGGGGUGGGAUUGUAAGAGAAACCGAAGCUGGCUAGUUGGCGUUGUGUUUUUGUGCGAUAAAGACAACAUUACUGCGUCUUAAUGCAGUGUGGGUUUGAAAUGUAAACAAGCAGCAUAUCCGACACACGUUUACAUCACCUAGUAGCCAGCCAGCUAAGUGCAUGGCGUCCAGGCCGCCUGUCGCCGACAGCGAUGUUGCUGAUGAGGCGGUUAGAUCAACCUGCGACGAUGCGUCGAUAUGCAAAAGGUUUGCAACUAGCCAAGGUUACUGGACAGACCCUUACAUACAAUAUUUUGUGCGCCAGAUGGGUGAACGCAAGGCACCUGAAAUCAACAGAGGUUACUAUGCCCGUGUACAAGGAAUGAGCCAUCUUCUUGAUGCAUUCCUUAAGAGGACUCAGUGUGACUGCCAGGUGGUGAAUCUCGGAGCAGGACUGGACACCACCUUCUGGAGACUGAAGGCUGAGAACACUUUGCCGAAGAAGUAUUUUGAAGUCGACUUCCCCAUGAUCGUUGCAAGGAAAAUACACCAUAUCAAGACAAAGCCUCCUCUGUCAAAGCCCUUGAUUGAGACCCACUCAGCCGAUUCACUCCUGUUAGAUGGCCACAACCUGGAUUCAGACAGAUAUUGUAUCAUCGGUGCUGAUCUCAGAGAUAUCUCCAGUUUAGAAGAGAAGCUCAGAAAAUUCCAGAUAAUUACAGAGCUGCCCACGCUGUUCCUGUCCGAGUGUGUGCUGGUGUACAUGACCCCUGAGCAGUCCUCCAGGCUGGUGCACUGGGUGGCAAACACCUUCCACACUGCCAUGUUCAUCAACUAUGAGCAGGUAAACAUGGCCGAUCGCUUCGGGCAGGUCAUGAUUGAGAACUUGCAGAGCCGGCAGUGUAAUCUUGCUGGGGUGGAUGUGUGCCAGUCUUUGGAUUCUCAGAAGGAACGUUUUCUGCUGACAGGAUGGGAGAGCGUGAACGCACUGGACAUGAUGGCAGUCUAUGGUCUGCUCCCUCAGGAGGAUAUAAGCAGAAUUGAAAGGCUGGAAUUUUUAGAUGAGAAGGAACUGCUCCAUCAACUGCUCCAGCACUACAGCAUCUGUUGGGCUGUGAAGGACACGCUCAGUUUGGGCAUUUCACAAAUUGGGUUUUUACCAUGAUGGUCUCCUGGUUUGAAAGACUCCUCUUUGUGCCAAGGAUGAACCAGAGGAAGUCAUUACACUGUAUUUCCUCUGUGUGAUGUCAAUAAAGGAAGACCCUGCUGAAUUUCA